Molecule: messenger RNA, 1287 nt
Organism: Trichomycterus rosablanca
Lineage: Eukaryota; Metazoa; Chordata; Actinopteri; Siluriformes; Trichomycteridae
Gene: bcl7bb
Product: BAF chromatin remodeling complex subunit BCL7B b
Exons: 6
Coding region: 58-633 (191 amino acids)
Source: RefSeq, a predicted model, not a curated record
GCUGAAAGCAGCAGGAAUAGAGACAGAUCUGUAAAAGUCAUAUAAUAACUCAUCAACAUGUCCGGACGGUCAGUGCGAGCCGAGACGAGGAGUCGUGCUAAAGAUGACAUUAAAAAAGUCAUGGCGGCCAUAGAAAGAGUCCGUAGAUGGGAGAAGAAGUGGGUAACGGUGGGUGAUACAUCUUUACGGAUCUUUAAAUGGGUUCCUGUAACAGAAACUAAACAGAUAUUUAAAGCUAAAGGUUCAGGAGGUGCUAUACGAGAACUGAAGGGUUUACCUACUGAUGUGGUGUUGGAGAAUGCUCGCUCAGUUUUAUUGGAUUUCCAAGAUGACAACAGUAAUCAGAGUUUUAUGUCGGACGUUUAUCAGUCCAAUAACAAAGUGGACAGCAGCAGUAACUCGAGUCCACAGCAUGCCAGCGGGGCAGUGAGCCCUACUCACACUUCCUACUUUCGCACAGAGGACUCACAGCCACCAACUCUGGGACAGGAGACCAUGGAGGUGCCAUCAGUGACCAGAAGUGUUACAGAUGAACCACCCACUUUAAUAAAAGAGGAUUUGCUGCCUCUGUCUGCACAGGAGGAUGAGGAUGUCAUGAUUGCUCCACCAUUGAAAAGAAUUUGCACAGAAUAAAUGCAAAGUUAGCUGCAUAGCGAUAAUCACAGCCCAGAUGGGAACCUUGUACUGAACUGGACAGUCACAUUGUCUGUGGGCUGUAUUUACAUUUGAAAAAGGGAGAAAAAGGAAGAAAUAUUCACCAAAACUCACUGGUGUUUAAAACUAUUAUGACAAAUCUUUUAAAAAAACUGUAUAAUGCUUGGAAUCGCAUUUUGGGUUUUUUCCCAAAGGGUUUACAUUUGUACUACAGAAAUAGUAACUUGAAACGAAAGCAGUUAGUGUUAUAUGUUGUGAAAACAGCCCAAAGUUGAAAGAAUUUUUCAGUAUUGUGUCAUGACACACUGUAUAUAUGUUUUUUUUUUUUUUAAAUACCUACUAAUUUGCAUCAGCUUCCGUUUGUUGCUGCAUUUUUAUUGCAUGUGUUGCUUAUUUGUUUUACUUUGUAUGUCUUGAUUAACGGCUGCAACAAAAUGAAAUUAAAUUGAACAAUUUGAGCUUGACAAAUUUAUCUUGGAUAUGAACUCAUGUCUUUUAUUAUAAGCAACCCCCCCCCAUGGGGAAGCAUAUAAAAGAAGUCAAGCACUGCAAGUAUGAAGGUCUUUACAUUUUACAUUUUGAAUUUUUCACUUAUUUGUAGGAAUAUUUUGCAAUAAUAAAGGAUGACAAAGA